Batrachochytrium dendrobatidis JAM81 is the source of this 2793-nucleotide messenger RNA. RefSeq lists its product as uncharacterized. Lineage: Eukaryota; Fungi; Chytridiomycota; Chytridiomycetes; Rhizophydiales. The transcript is spliced from 22 exons. The record is from RefSeq and is a predicted model, not a curated record. Gene Ontology annotation, molecular function: calcium ion binding; protein binding. Bases 1 to 2793 code for a protein of 930 amino acids.
AUGAGCGACACACAACGUUCCACAGUACAAGAUACAGAGGCAUCAAAUUUUGCCUGCGUUCAACAAAAAAUGAAUAUCCAUCAUUUUGAGCAGCUUAUGGAUAUUUUCCACAGCCAUCAGAGCGAUGAUGGGUCUACUGGGUUUACUAUCGACAAGGUUUGUAGACCAUUUAAUUUCGAUACUGUAUUCAAAGAUGUCUUUGGCGAAAACAUCAGUCAUGAACAAAUGAAACAGCUUUUUAUGAAAAUCGAUGCCAAUUCGGAUGAAACAGUUACAUGGGACGAUUUUUCAGCCUACAUGAUGACUGUGUCGAUUGAAACUGACGACCUGCGCGAUAUUCUAGAUGAACGUAAUCGUAAAAUCGUCACAAUGCCUCAUAAAGACAUGGUUAUUAGAAUCGAAUAUGUUUCAAGGGAGCGCAAGUACCUGAGUGUUAGUCGAGAUGGAGUAGUAUGCCUAUGGUCAAGAGCAUUAAAGUUGAAUCGCUCCAUCAAUACAAAAGAGCUGUAUUCAAAAACAUCAUGGACUCAAGAUGCCCGAUUCAUGCACAAACACAAUAAGCUUAUUAUCAUUUCCAAUGAUCGACAACUAUGCAUAUACGAUAUAUUUUCAAUCAAACCACGCUUGGUUACAACCAUUACACAGUUGGAGCACAAUCCACUUUGUGUGGCAUUUUCAGCCAACUACGAUGAAAAAACAGAUUUGAUACUAUUUGGCGAUGAUGGCGGCUAUAUAAAUGUUCUAUCAAUAAAUGACAGGUUUUUGCUGGAUGCCACGUCUGAUGGCAUUACUGGAGAAAAUCUUACUCCUUCCAAACUGAGCAAAAAGGACAGUUUAGAAAAGCACAACAUAUCUCUGUAUCGGAGAAAGAUACACGAUGACUGGGUUCUUCAAGUCCAGUAUUAUCCAGAAAUGAACGCCUUUGUAUCGUGUGCAGUAGAAAAUAGCAAGUCGCUUGUUAUUGGAGAUCUUGAGCGUAAAACACUAAGAUACAUUAGUGUGCCCAAGGGUAUUCGAUGCUUUGAGUUUUGCAGAAGACCAAGCUUUUUGGUAACUGGAGGUCGAGACAAGAUCAUACGACUUUGGAAUCCAUAUGUUUUGUCCAAACCUGCAGGCAGUUUGCAUGGUCACAACGCUGGAAUUUUCAGUAUUGUGAUCAAUCACGAGAAUGGUCAUAUAAUUAGUCUAUCGGAAGACAAAGUUGUCAAAAUAUGGAAUGCAAGACAUUUGAAUUGUCUUCAAACGAUAGUUGAUAAAAACUCGCACCGACCCGAAAAUACUAUUUCUUCAAUUUAUUUUGAUGCACAAUUUCGACAAAUCAUUACUGGAAGCGAUGUUAUGGAGACUUGGCCGCUACAUACCAAUUCAAAACAGAUUGCUAUCAAAAGCCACGAUAGUCCAGUUGUUUCAGCCAUGUUUAAUUCAAAUUUCAAUCAGGUUGUAAGCGGCUGUCAAACUGGCACAAUCAUUAUUUGGGAUCCCCUUAGCGGCGAAAAAAUCUUUCAAUUCCAUAAUGCUCACGGAACUUCAGAAAUUACUGCCAUGUGUUUUGACAAGUCUGGUCGUCGGCUAAUCACUGGUGGUCGCGAUUGCAUGAUAAAGAUGUGGAAUUUUAAUAAUGGACAGACCCUAAGACAUUUGAUUAAAAACACUGCAAUGGAGACCACAGAAGGUUUGAAUCGAUUUAUAGUGGCAGUGGGAUGGGAUCGUACAAUUUCCAUUUUUAUUGACAAUCCAUCGCAUUUUGAUGCUCGUCCCACAAGAGUACUCAACGGCUCAGGAUCUGGAGCACAUAAAGGUCAUGAAGACGAUAUCUCAGCAGUUGCGUUUUGUCCACCAAAUAUGCUUGCAACCAGUAGCGUAGACGGAACUAUCGUGAUAUGGAAUCUUGAAUCUGGCUAUAUCAAGGUUACAAUGAAAGAGCCGUUUUUAAACCUACGAAGCAAAGAAGAAAAGCCUGUUGAAAAAUUUAACUGUCAAACUACUGAUGAUGAGGGACUGACUACAAUGUCCAGCGAUGAUGAGUGUACCAUGCUUUUUAUUGGUGGAUCAAAGGGCCAUAUUCGAAUAGUAGAUCUAAAAGCUCUGCUUCAAGAUGUAGGCGAUUGCCAUGGAAACUUGGUGAUAACACAGCUUUGGAGAGCACAUAUGCAGAGUGUUUCAAGUGUAAGCUAUAUUAAGACCAUUCAAGCCAUUCUUACUUCGUCCAAAGAUUAUACCGUACGAAUUUGGAAUAUGGAAGGACUGUACAUUGGAACGUUUGGAGAUCGAUCAUGGGUGUUUGAUGACAUCUCAACGUAUAGCAAUCUUCCACUGGAUUUAAAACAGGAUCGUGAUCUUGAGAUGAAACAAGCAGAUAUUUCCAACAAAAAGGAAGCUCUUAUAAAAAAGAAUAUUAUAAGCACAUGGCGUAGUGCAUUCACAAUAGCUCAAAACAUAGAAUGUGAAUCUGAGGGACUAUAUUUGGAUGAAGGAGCCAGUAAAAGUCUCAAAAAACUAAAAGAAAAGGCAGUAUUGGCACAUAUAACCAAGAAAUGGAAAGAGUAUUGGCUGAAACGAAAAAAUAUUGACGAUUGGACACUUUCCCCAGAUCUGAUUACCGUCAAAAAUAGCAAGAGCUUUUUUUCGUACGGAGCUCAAAAUCUUCCAAAAAUAUCCAAGCCCUCAACCGCUGUAAAAUAUGAUUCGGUAUAUCAUAUGCUUCAGAUCCAUCCGAUGGAGGAUCUGCAAUCAACCAUGUCAAACCCACUAAAAAUGACGAAAAUUUCACGAGUCCAAAGUUUUAUGAAAUGA